Gopherus evgoodei (Goodes thornscrub tortoise) is the source of this 3955-nucleotide messenger RNA. RefSeq names its product solute carrier family 16 member 5 (gene SLC16A5). The transcript is spliced from 5 exons. Gene Ontology annotation, molecular function: monocarboxylic acid transmembrane transporter activity. The record is from RefSeq and is a predicted model, not a curated record. Bases 217 to 1686 code for a protein of 489 amino acids. Lineage: Eukaryota; Metazoa; Chordata; Testudines; Testudinidae. Gene Ontology annotation, biological process: monocarboxylic acid transport; transmembrane transport.
UGGCUUGCAGCCGCCGUGUCUCCUCCCUCGCAGGGCGAAGAAGGGAAGCCAGGGCGGCCCUUCCAGGAAGAGGACCUGGGGAAGAAGCAGAAGAGAGCCGCGGGUGCCCUCCGAGCGCUCCCCUCCUUUCGCUCCCUCCCCGGGCUCUGGGUGGGAGUUACUCCGGAUGGAGGCGCCCGUGUGAACAGGUUGGCUUGGAAGGAGGUAGAAGUGGAAAUGUCCAGAGGAGGAGCAGCACAUGGAACCUCCAACAUUCAGGACCGGGGAUGGGCCUGGAUGGUCUUGUUGGCCACUGUGCUGCUUCAGGGGCUAACGCUGAGCUUCCCCUCUUGCACUGGGGUCUUCUUCACAGACCUGCAGCGUGAGUUCCAAGCCACCAACAGUGAGACGUCAUGGUUCCCGUCCAUCAUGACGGCAGUGCUGCAUGCAGGUGGGCCCCUCUGCAGCAUCUUGGUGGAGCGAUUUGGCUGCAGGUUCACUGUGAUGCUUGGUGGCCUACUCAGUGGAGUGGGCAUGGUUGCCAGCUCCUUCUCCAAAUCCAUCAGCCAGCUCUACAUAACAGCCGGCUUCAUUACUGGCCUAGGAUUCUGUUUUGGCUUCCAGGCGGGAGUGACUGUGCUGGGCUACUACUUUGUGCGCCGACGGGCUUUGGCCAAUGCCCUAGCAUCGACCGGUGCCUCUAUCGGCCUCACGCUGUGGCCGUUGAUCUCUCAGUACUUGCUGGAUGAGAUGGGCUGGAGGAACUCUUUCCUCAUCUUUGGCGGGGUGCUGUUGAACGCUUGUGUCUGUGGGGCCGUGAUGAGGCCAGUCCAGCUUGGGCCUCCCAGGUCAUCGCUGCAGCCCAGCCCUGGACAGGAGGCAAUCAACUCAGCUGAAGAUGCACAGCUAUCCAACGGAGCCACCCCUCAUCAGGUGGCACCCCCGCAGCAGGCCAAGUUCGCUGCUUGCAAGCGGACGCUGCAGAAGUACCUGGCUUUUGAUAUCUUCUGCAAAAACAAAGGUUACCAGAUUUACACCAUUGGUGUGGCCUGGAUGGUGAUGGGCUUCGUGCUGCCCCUCAUCUACCUGGUGCCCUAUGCCAUCCGGAAUGGGGUGGAGGAGCGCAAGGCCGCCCUCCUUAUCUCCGUUAUUGGCUUCAUUAACAUCUUCAUGCGCCCCAUGGCUGGGCUGCUCGCAGGACUCAAUAUCUUCACCGGGAAGCGGAUUUACCUGUUCAGCCUGGCCGUGCUGCUCAACGGUCUCAGCAAUCUCAUCUGCGUCAUCUCAGCCGACUUCAGCGUGCUCAUCCUCUACUGCCUCAUCUACAGCAUGUCCAUGAGUGGCAUUGGGGCGCUGAUCUUCCAGGUGCUGAUGGAUGUGGUGGAGAUGGACAGGUUCUCAAGUGCCUUAGGCCUCUUCACCAUCCUGGAGAGCAUCACCAUCCUCCUCGGACCCCCACUCGCAGGUCUUCUGGUGGAUAUAACUGGCCACUUCAGUUAUGUCUUCUAUGCCUCCAGCUUCUUCAUGGUGUCAGCUGCGCUCUUCAUGGGUCUCAGCUUCUGUGCUUUGGACAGAAAGAAGAAACCGAAAGAGGCUCUGAAGCCAACCUCCAAUAGCCCCUCCAGAUACCAAUACACUGAAGUGCCAACUAACCCAGAGCUUGAAAAACAAGCCCCACCUGCCAUCAUGUACAUCACAAGCAUCUGAACGAAGAGGAACCCUUAGAAUUCUGUGGCCCACACAACCACAACAUGUAGUGUAACUGGAGGCAGAUGGGGGGAAAUGCCUGCUUUCCACAAUAACACAUCUGCCUCCUGCAGUGAGUAUCUACUCAGCAGCGCUGCCUCAGAUUCCAGAUGGACACUCCAGAUCAGAGGCAGCGCCCAAAGCCUUGCAACAGCCAGAAAGCCAAAGAACAAGGAGCACUUCUUAUACCUGGUGCAAGCCCAUAAGGCAAGGACAGUAGUUCUGUGACUUAACGUGUGUGUUACUUUAAGCUAAUAGAAUUAAAUUGACAGUGACUUUUUUUUUUUAAUAAAAAGGCUGUACAUUUUUUUAUAUAUUUCAGUUUUUAAGACUGGAAAGAUUUAUUAGGUCAUGCACUACAAUGAUUCCUGACACAGCGACAUCAGUCACUCCUGGAAGAGUUAAAAUACCACUGAAUCGCCUUGUCUGAACAUGCCAACCUAGCAAAGACUAACUUUGCAGUGAAGUCAUCUGGUUGCCUCCCGGGGGGGGGGGCAGGGAAAUCCCCUUUCCUGGGGGAUAUGUUGCUGCUUUCUCCCCUGUCCCCGGAUAUUGAAUGGACUAUUACACAGGUUGUAGAACCUAGGGCUCGUGCCUGCUAUCAGUUGUGUCUAGGCCAAAUGAAUAUUUUACACACUAGUAACCAAAUUAUUCCUGCAUUUCAACGGCAUUUUCAGGAAAACAAAGGUUCAGAUCCAAAGCCCCAAUAAAACUGGACUCAAAGUGCCCACAUUUUAUAGCCUGUGCCACGAUGUCUUAAGCUCUCUCCUCUCCACCUAUACCAAGGUGUGCUGCAAGAAAGAAUCUGAGAGUACACGGCCAGUGUAAAUGCACUAAGAAACAGGGCAAAUGAGUGGCAAAUAUAGGAAUGGACAUUUUUUCUUUCCAGCACUAGUCCAGGACCAGUACUUUGAAAAAUGUACCAGGCCUGAAAGCAAUUGCACUAGUCCAGACAUAGGACCAAGUUCAGAGUCAGGGUAAGCUAGACUCUUACACUCAGAGGGCUAGAUCCUCAUCUUAUGUAAAUAGGGGUAGCUCCUCAUCCUGACCUCAGACUUCAUUGCACCCAUUUUCCCAGUAUAAAAGGGAGUCUACGCUGGUGCAUUUACAUGCCAAAGAGUCAGAAGAAACUGGGGCGCGGAGGUGUGGGAGAAAUUUAGCUUUACUUACACACUCCUGUUAGUGGUCUUUCUUGCUACAUUCCUUUUUUGUGGCUUUAGCAUGCAAGUUAUACCAGCUUGAACUCCCUUUGGUCCCUUAAUGAAACAAAUUCAGAGAUGAGGGGUAAGCUAAAUGUGAGUAUAAGUUACAUGUUGGUAAAUGGGUUGUCCCUAUAUAAAUGGCAAGGAGUCUAAAGGACAUCUAAGACGGUGUAACAUGGAAGAAGCUAUCAUUUUGGCAGCUUAGACUCUUCUCUGGAUGUGGACCAAGAUACCAGCUAUCAUAAUGUACAUAAAAUACAUUUUUGCUUUUAUUCUGCUUCAGUUCUGAAAUGACUAACAGCAGAUCUCUCACAGAACAUUGGAGGUGGAGAUUAAGGUUUUAAACCCUUUGAAAGAUGGAAGCUUAAGAUGCUUUCAGAAAGCAGAAGCAUUGGUUUCUAGCUUUAGUGGUUGCCAAGAUAACAGAUACUGAAGUAGUGUCACAAUUCUAAUGAAAAAAAACAGCUGCUACUUAGAAUGAUCUGAUUAUGAAGUCCCAACCUGACGAGCCUAGAAACAAAUGCAUUAAACCACUAGAAAGCUGAGCCUCCAGACUAUAAAUGCAUUCAUAUCUAACCAUUAUGGUUUGCGAGGAUCCCAGAAUCUAGCAGUGCCUCUUUUGACAACGGUCCAACACACUUUUCCUUCGUCAAAUAUAUCCUUAAAUAAGAUUACAGUUGGGAGAUGUUUAUAUGCAGCUAUGUGCUUUUAAAGAAAUGUCUUCUCUCUAAUCAUAUGUAUUUAGUAACUUGUGUAAAGCUUAUGUGGCCAGCAACCAUAAAGCAAACAGCUGGGACUGUCGUCACUCAGUUUGGUUAUACACAAGCACUCUUUGAUCCUUAAGGAAACGUACAGUUUUUCUCUUGCAUCAGAACAAAACCAAUAAGAAGGGUGUGGGUCUCAGACCUGUUCUAGCUUUUAUGAAUAAAGGAGCUAGGCAGCAGCAUGUGUGGAGGUUUGUUUUUUUUACAUGAUCCCUAAAUUUUAAAUUCAGUUCAGUGAUUUGUGUUUCCUGCCACUCCUUCCUA